Molecule: messenger RNA, 540 nt
Organism: Ascochyta rabiei
Lineage: Eukaryota; Fungi; Ascomycota; Dothideomycetes; Pleosporales; Didymellaceae
Exons: 2
Coding region: 1-540 (179 amino acids)
Source: RefSeq, a predicted model, not a curated record
AUGAAGUUCACACUCAUUGCCGCGGCCCUCACCGCCACCACCGCAGCCGACUUUGUUGUCGUAACCGCUAUCCCAACGCCCACCGACCUCUCUCAGCUCCUCAACCUCAAGUCGUAUGCCUCGUCUCUCGCCGGUUACGUAACAGCGGAACUGGCGUCCUUCACCGCAGGCGCAAACCCGAGCGCUAUUUCAGAGAAAGCCAAGAUCCAGAAGGAACUCGCCUCGUUCGCCGCCACGGCCUCGUACUCAAUUCCCUCGGGUGUCACUGCGUUGACGGGCCUCGAAACGUUCACGACUGUGCCAGACUGGUACAGCGCCCUCCCCAGCGACGUCAAGAGCUACUACGACAAGAACAACGCCAUUGUGGAGAGCAUCUUGUUCCAGGCUGUGGGCGUCAACCAGACAGGUACCGCGAGUGGCAGUGCGGGCGCGACGAGGUCCGGGACUGGCGCCACGGCGAGCCAGACUGGCGCGGCCAACAAGGUCGCUGCCAUGGGCGCAGGAAUGGCAGCAGUGUUCCUGGGUGUUGUUGCUUUGUAG